CUCACCGGUUUCAUGUCGCGUUCUCUGCCACUGAGCAUUGACACCUCCGAAGCAGUGAAUGCCCACGAUAAUUCUGCUCAACACAAAACACAACCGCCCAACGUCGACGCUACUUCAACUUCCACAACAACUGUCGGCAGCAAACUCUUCAACCACGAGCAACAUCAACCACACGAAGUCAACAACAAUGCACUUGGACACCUUAACAGGGACGAUGAUUCUGCUGUUGCCUCGCACUCCCAGGGCUAUGUUGCCGAAGUGGACAAUGCUGCGGUGCUUCCGUACGACGAACACGACGACGACCAAGAUCAGUCAGCGGAGACUCUGAAUCAGCACACAAAUUUCAUUUUCAAUUGGCACUCCAAGAACAGCGACAUCAGCGCCAUCGAACCACUACAGAAGCCUGACAUAAAUGUACUAACCAUUGCCACGCUCUCCGAUUUGCAGAAGCCGUUGCUCUUUGGAUUGAUCGCAGGUACUUUCAUGAUCACCUUGGUGCUGAUUGCGUACAGGUGCUCGGUGGCACAGCAGCGUUUGGCCGACAAGGACAUGCUCAUAAGCGAUGAUGGCUUGCAUGCAGUUGUAGUGUCCUUGCCGCCCGCUGCCGUGCUAGCUGCGCGCGCUAACAACAAAGUGGCGACACGAAAAGCCACGGAAGCCGCUCGGAACGCCUGUGGCGCUGGGGCGCAAGGUGCGACGUCACUAGCAUAUCAGCGCGGCAGCGAUGAAGAGGGUGAGGAGCAGUACGAGCGCGGCGUGGAGGAAGUGUGUAGCAAUCCGGCGAUUUGCUCGAGAAACGCGCUCAAAGUGUAAGUGAAUGUAGGCGAGUACGAAGUGUGUGGGCGCGCGCGCCGGUCAGUCAGCAAAAAAGGGGUGCUGGGGCGUAUGAGUAACAAAAUGAAUUGAUUGAGAUUAAAACAGGAAUUAAGUUACACACACUAAACGGAAUGCGGAUAAAUGCAUUUGAGAAGGAGGGAAAAAAAUAUUACCUUUAGCAAAUUAAGCAGCAUUAAUGUAAGGCUACAACUAAUAUGUAAAUUAAGCUACAGGCGGCAAUUAGGCGGCCAACUAAUCAUUUAUGAUUUAAAAAAAUUGUGGAUGUUCUCGUUUCAACAACUUUUCGAUAGACAUGCCUACAUUUAAGCAAACAUAAAUAUUUAGCUGUACAAACAAACAAACAAAUAUUUAGUAUAAAUAUGAGUGCACUUGCACCCGAAAACAUAUAUUAACAUUUAGGCUAAAAAUCGAUAUUCAUUCUAAAUAGUCAUUCGUUGCAAAAUUAUGCGUUUGUGUGAUGCCACGUUAAAUGUGGUGGUGCCGACGGCAGUUGAGGCGCUCUCUCGAACACAUAUACAUACGUAGAGUUUAGUAUAAUUAUGUAAAAUUGCAUAAUUCAUUAUUCACAGUCAGUUGAUUGCAUUCAUUUGCGUUUGAAUUUGCUACAAUUAAGCAAUUAAGCGAGUGCUCUAUUCUACGAAUGCGUAACUAGUUUGUAUGCGUGCGAGCGUGUAAUAAUUUGAAUGUGCUUGUGCAAGUUUAAUUACUAGAAAUAUCAACUGACAGCUGUGUGUGAGGGUGUGAAUAUGGAAAAUGUGUAUAAGAUCUGAAUAGAUUUAGCUAAGUUUUGAGUGAGUUGUGCAGUUGUAGCGUGCAGAGUCGAAAGCACUUUGUAUACAUAAUUUUAGGGCAUUUUAAUACUCAAAUAAUAAGUAAGUAUGAAACCAGUUGGCAGGAGCUUCCUUCCAAUGUUAAAUUCUCAGAAAAGAGUAAAAGAAGGCAAAGGUUUGCCCCAUUUUUUUCAACUGCUCAACGAAAGUAUAUACCUGAUACCUACAUAUGUAUGUAGCUAGACCGUCUGAGAUCGAAAACAAUAUAAUUUUUGCUCGCCUACAGACCCUCAAGGACUCCUAUUUGUUGCUGAGCUUAGAACUCACACAUUUCCAAAGCCACUUUUAUGGCUGAAAAUAGGGGUAAUACAACUAGAUGCGGACGAAGGAAGCAAGAUUAAUAUACCUACAAAAAUAAUUUAAAAGCUUGCAAUGCUCGAUUAGCCUGAAAAUGGUGACGGAGUAGACAAUGCCUUGAGUACAGCUGAGCUUUAAUUACCUCCUCAACAAAUUUCCACCACGUAGUUGAUGACCUUGGGUAUUGCAAAUAGUAGCUUGGUAUACCGUGGUAUAUUUCUCAAGAGAGCUGCGAAUACUUUCACCGUUGUUUUGGAUAUAAGCUACAGAUACUGACUCUGUGUCACUUUCGGAGACUUCAACAAAGAUUGGAGAAUGUGUUUGCGAGAGUUUAGCGAUGGCAGAAGCCCCAAGGUGUUGUAGUUAGUGGAAGUUCCUAUAUAGAACACAGCCAUAUUCCUGUAGAAAGCAGCAAACAGCCUUAAAGGAUCACCCUUCAUCUUUCCUUUGCACAAGAGUUCGCUCAGGGGAAAAUAUAUCCUUGAACUGAGAAUCGCUGAAUUUGACCUCAGUGCGUACUGCGUAUCAGCUUUCGAUGUGGGAUUUUAUGAGAGCUUUGUGCGAGCUUAAAGUCCGUUCUUUGACCUGUAUUACAUAAGCUUUUGAUAUGCUCAACGCCAGAAAAUACCACUUUUUCCAUUUAUCUUUGCACAAACUGCCAGCUGCUUUCAUUUCUGAAGCAUUCGACUAGUUGUAUUUUCUUUUUUAAAUACUUUAAAAGUGCAAUCGAUUAAAAACCAUAAAAAAAACAGAAAGUGAAAACGAUAUUUAUAUUAAGGAUUGUGUAUCUUAGAGUAUUUAUUACGUUAGGAAUGUAGUGGUAAACUUAAUUGCUCAAUUUGUAAUUUGAUAACUGCUUUGCUUUUCAAAAUAAAUUUUACUUCGGAUUUAAUGCUGCUUCUCUAGUGGUAAAAUAUUUUGAAAAGCAUACGGUAGUUAAACCAUUAAAAAAAAAAAAAUCCCGUGACUUCCUUUCACAAACGCACACAAAAGCACUUUCUUCCAAGCACCAGUAUUUACACAAUCCUCUUCCUUCCCCUCAAUAACAGUACAUCUAAAAAUUUGAAUUUUUCCAAAAAAAAAAAAAUUUUUAAAUCAAAGCUCUGCAGUAUAAAACAUAAAUUUUUCUUAAUUAUAAUUUUUUUUUAAUAAUUAUUCUAGAAAAGCGCAAAAUCAAAACUAAGCGAAUUUUUUAGUGAAAAUUUUCAGGAAGAAUACGGAAGGAAUUUAACAGCGUAUUUGUUUAUACAUGUGUGUAUUGGUGUGCAAAAAGUAAUU
Rhagoletis zephyria (snowberry fruit fly) is the source of this 3242-nucleotide messenger RNA. RefSeq lists its product as uncharacterized. Lineage: Eukaryota; Metazoa; Arthropoda; Insecta; Diptera; Tephritidae. The record is from RefSeq and is a predicted model, not a curated record.